AUGGACGACACAUUCAAGUCGUUAGUGAGCGGACUGCUGAAGACGUCAGUCACCGACCAGUCAUUUGAGUCGAUGACCACUCGUGAGAACCAAAUCAAGCAGUUGUUGAGACACAGGAAGUGUCCUAAAGAGGGUUGGGAUGAGUCGACCAUCGAGUUGUUGGUCAACCGGUUGUCACUGAUGGACAGCAAUAACUUUGUCCACAAUUACGGUUUGGGUGAACGAGAGGCCAGAUUUGCCUCACAGUUGGUCUCACGAAGACAUUACCGGUUGGGUCACGGAAUCGGUCGAUCCGGUGAUAUCUGCGAACUACAGCCCAAAGCCAUCGGUUCCAGUCUUCUCAAUGUCUUAACCAAUAGUCUAGUGCUGGAUGUGAUCCAAUCGGUUGGCGUUCCCAACACUCGGUCCUGUUUUGUGGUGCCGAUGGCCACCGGCAUGAGUCUCACGCUCUGCCUCUUGACCUUAAGACACGUCCGACCGAACGCACGGUUUGUCAUUUGGUCCCGAAUUGACCAGAAGUCAUGCUUUAAGUGCAUUCUCACCGCCGGAUUCAUUCCCGUCAUUAUCGACACCCAAAUGAACGACAAUAAGUCACUCGACACUGAUUUCAAGACCAUUGAGGCGAAGGUGAAAGAGUUGGGAAACGAGAAGAUUGUCUGCAUUUUGUCGACCACUUCCUGUUUUGCUCCGCGAAAUGCCGACGACUUGUCGUCGAUAUCGAAGUUAUGUUUACAGGAAUCCAUUCCUCAUAUUGUGAACAACGCCUACGGAAUACAGUCUUCAAAAUGUAUGCAUUUAUUGGAAACGUCCUCAAGAGUGGGACGAAUCGAUGCCUUCAUUCAGAGCACAGACAAGAACUUUAUGGUUCCGGUCGGAGGAUCUAUAAUCGCCGGCUUUGACACCGAUUUCCUCAAUCAAAUCAGUAGUACUUAUGCGGGUCGUGGAGCCAGUACUCCAUCACUGGAUGUGUUAAUGACUUUAUUACAUUUGGGAAUCAAUGGAUAUAAAGCUUUACUUAAUGAGCGCAAAGAGAACUACAAUUAUCUUAAGGAACAAAUGAAGACAAUUGCCAACGAAUUCAAUGUCAAUGUUAUCGACAAUAAAUCAAAUCAGAUAUCGAUUGCAAUGACUCUUAAUAUGUUUGACAACUCAUCGAUCGAUACGACAGAAUUGGGUUCAAUGCUAUUCAAGAGGUCUAUAUCCGGAGCACGAGUUGUGGCCAUCGAUGACAAGAGGAAGACUAUUGGCAAAUAUGAGUUCAAGAACUGGGGCUCUCAUACCGAUUCUUAUAGUGAUUCUUACAUAACAGCCGCCGCAGCCAUUGAAACACACGUCAAAAAAGAUGUGUCCGAUGUUUAUAACAUAUAUACCACACAAGCAUUCUUCGUGCAAAUAACUACCGAUGCUCUGAGCAAGUCUUUAGCACCGGGAGAUGCCAUUGAAUUCAUACCAUCGAUACUAGGAAUGCCUGAUUUGCCAGUUUGGAUGCAUUACAAGCAACUCAAUAGCAGUCAUGCGGCAUACCUCUACGGCUCGCCGGCGCUCAACGACGAUCAGGACAUCGAUAUUGAAGUGAUUGCUAUUAAUCAAUACAAUUACGAGACAUCCAAAGACGUCAUGAAGUUUCGUGUCAUUCAGAGAGAAAGUAUG
Oppiella nova is the source of this 1650-nucleotide messenger RNA. NCBI's taxonomy places the organism in Eukaryota, Metazoa, Arthropoda, Arachnida, Sarcoptiformes, Oppiidae. The record is from the annotation of a GenBank genome assembly.